This is a messenger RNA of Hylaeus volcanicus, 2338 nucleotides long. RefSeq lists its product as uncharacterized. The record is from RefSeq and is a predicted model, not a curated record. The transcript has 2 exons. NCBI's taxonomy places the organism in Eukaryota, Metazoa, Arthropoda, Insecta, Hymenoptera, Colletidae. The coding region runs from base 1362 to 2159 and encodes 265 amino acids.
AUUGUUGUACAUUGGGAAACCCAGAUGGGAAUGGAUGUUGCUGACCCGCCAUAUUAUUUUAGUUUUAUCGCUAUCUCACAUUCAUUAAUAUACGAUGAUAUAGGAAGAAUCGAUCAUCAGGAUCAGCGAACUUUGAGUUUGUAGUGUCGCAACAUGAGGGCAGUAGCUUUCAAUCUUCAGGAUCAAGGAUGAUCUCGUCGUACCUAGUUUACAAUGCAUAUUUGUUUACUAAACAACAACCGUAUGACGUACAAACAGGUGUAUUUUAAUAAUAAAAUAAUACAUCGUACCUUCCGUGCCCGUAUUCAGUCCUGGAUUAUGUUUUUAUUAUUUUAGAAUAAGUGUCAUAAGCAAUAUUAUAGUAGGUGUGCUUAUGAAGGGGGCUCCACCAAAAUUAAUGCUCGAAGAAAUCAUGAAUGAAAGUUGAUUUCUUUUUCAUUCGAAGAGCUCAGUUAUUAUCAAAAAUACUGACUGGAUUAAAACUUACAUUUCUUUUUUUUUUUAUUUAAAGUUCGUAUAAAUAAAUAUAAAAUCGCACAUUUCGCGCAGUUUUAUAUUUUUCCCGUGCGUGGUCAGAAUGAAAACUCGUUGAUACAUACUUAGCAGCAACAAAACAUCCCUCGAAACAAAGGAUCAAAGUCGAAGUGAAAUUCUUUGAAAGAUAGGUCAGAAUUUGACGGUGUUUGUGCGAUGUCUACACAGGAGAUAAGGUCAGCGCACACGAAAUGAACGAGAGUGUAGACCAGUGAUUCUUAACCACUAUGUCGUAGCAUACCACUGUCCCAGGAAGUCAUCCACACUGCCCUGUAAAUGUUUGUCGACAGAUCCAAUGAUUCUUUUCUUUCUUUUUUCUUUUUAUUAAUUUUAUGUCUUUUUUUUAAACUGUACAUAGCUAAAUAAAUUAAGGAUGUUCUAAGAAGCUAUACAGUGAGGGGAAAAAAUAAAAAAAAAAUGUACCUUUGACCUGUAUAGCGAAGCAAAAAGAUCAAGAAUUUUCUUUUAAGUUUUACAAGUAAGCUAAACAAAAAUUAAGAAUAUUCCUAUAAGGUGUAUAGCGAGGAAAAAGAUCAAAAACCUACUUUUAAACUGUACAGUAAGGUAAACAAAUCAAGGAUCUUCCUACGAGCUGCACAGUUAGGUGAACAAAUAAAAAGCCUUCUUUUAAGCUGUCCCUUAAGAAUCUUCUUCGAACCACUGCCACAAGCUUUAGGAAUCCUAUACCGGGAGUAUAAAAAAGGUUAAGAACCACUGGUGUGAACGCAACGGGCCAAUCUUCUGUCUCCCGUGCACCUUGCUUGCCUGCUCGCUCACAGGAACAUUUCUUUCUUCCGACACAGAGUCAGUGUCCACCGCGCUGUCACAUGGGCUAUAUGGUCGCGCUGAAAAACGACGUCAAAAUGCUUCGAGGACGAUCGAUCCUCUUUGUGCUGUUCACAAACGUUAUUCUCUCUAUCGAGGGUAGAACCAUACAAAACGGGGCUCCCAAGUUCGAUAGCAGUACCCUGAAGAGCCUAGGAGAUCUAGAUCGAUCGGUGGACGAAAGUAUGGACGGCGAAAUAAUCGAGGAUCCACCCUUGAAGAGGGAAGCUGUAAGCAGCCAUCAUCGUGAAGAAUCCAGCGCGAAGAAACCUAAGAAGAGGAGCGACAACUCGUGUCCUUACGGAAACAAAGACAUGUGCUUAAUAUUUUCUCUGUCCAAAAUCGCCAACGUUCAAAUCGCUGUUCCCGAUCAGAGAUCGUCGGAUCGAAGUCUGAUGGCGAAAAUGUUCGACGCGUCAUCGAAAAGCAGCGGAAGAUACGAAGAAGAGAAACCUCGACAUCUUUCAAAGGAACGAAUGGAUCCACCCAACGUCCAUUGCGGAGCGAUUCGCGACGUCUACAUACCGGAAGUCAAGCAAUACCUGCCAGCCUUCGCGUGCACGUUUGGAAAUAAUACGUUCGUUCUGUCCAGCGCGAGAUUCCUUCAAGAUCGACGGCGAUAUUUGAGUAUAAGCGUGAAUGAAAACACCCUGGAAAAUAUCAAAUUCGCGCCGAAGAUUUCCAGGAGCAACGAGGCGAACGUGAUACCUGCUCUGCUGGUUUUGAAUGGCGCCAACAACGAUUACAGGAUAGAGACGCGUGAAACUGGCAACGGAAUGUCGAUCAGAGGAAGAAAUUGAUAAGAAAGUAACAAACGAGUAGUCGUGUUCCGUGGACGGUUCGAACACCCGAUGAUAACUUCGAAUUCUCUAUCUUCUGUCGAGUGAACUACACGUAUACGCGAAACGUCAUUUCUACGCCUUUGUAAUGUUUGUUACGAAAUAAAUCAGUUUUAUCGAUUUUACGAAAUUUAAAGUUG